ACAGGUAUAUACAAGCGAUAAAACCCUAAAUUCAAAAACCUCGCAGGGGACUUUCUCUACACCAGCUGAAGCUAAGAGAGACAGGGUAGCCGCCAUUUUUGCCCUUCCCGUUUAAUUUAAUUACCAAACAUGCCGAAAUCUAAGCGUAACAAAGCAGUUUCACUGACAAAAACUAAGAAAAAGGGAAGAGAGCAUAAGGAAUCGAUUGUGAAUUCUAUAAGAGAAGAGGCAGAAAAAUUCAAUUCGAUUUAUGUGUUUACUUUUGAGAACAUGAGAAAUCUCAAGUUCAAGGAGUUCAGAGAGCAGCUCAAAUCGUCCAGCAGAUUCUUCCUUGGAUCAAACAAAGUAAUGCAGGUAUCGUUAGGCCGGUCUAUUGCUGAUGAGAUCAGGCCAGGCAUUCACAAAGUUUCUAAGCUUCUGCAUGGAGAUGCUGGACUUUUUCUCACCAACUUGCCAAAAGAAGAAGUUGAAAGGUUGUUUAAUGAAUAUGAAGAAUAUGACUUUGCUAGGACAGGAAGCAUUGCAUCAGAAAAGGUAGAACUUAAGGAAGGUCCUUUGGACCAGUUUACUCAUGAGAUGGAGCCCUUUUUGCGCAAGCAAGGCAUGCCUGUUCGGUUGAACAAGGGUGUUGUGGAGCUAGUUUCUGAUUUUGUUGUUUGUGAAGAGGGGAAGCAUUUGUCACCUGAGUCUGCUCGAAUACUGCGAUUACUGGGGAUCAAGAUGGCUACUUUCAAACUUCACUUAAUUGCCAGAUGGAGUCCUGAAGAUUUUGAGCUUUAUAGAGAAGGAGUAGAUGAGUCAGAUGUUGAGUCUGCAUAAUCUGUGUAAAAUAGUUAUGAGAUCCAUCCAAAUCAUGUGUAAAACAAGCUAAUGCAAUAGGCGUUGUUACUGCGAAGUAAUGCAGAAGCAGAAGUAGGUUUUUCUGCCUUUGUCAAUCAAAGGCACCUGUUGUUUAAAUCUUUAAGUUUUGUCUGUAAGCUGCUGCCACCUGAUUUUGGGUUUUAUUUUUUGAGUAUUUUUUUUCUCUUUUUUUAUUUUUUGAAGGAGAAAUAGCCACCAUAUGAUUCUCUGAUCUUUCAUCUAAACAACCCAUUCUUUGGGCGUAAUUUCGAUGCAA
Jatropha curcas is the source of this 1117-nucleotide messenger RNA. Its product is annotated as Ribosomal protein L10 family protein. Gene Ontology annotation, biological process: ribosomal large subunit biogenesis; ribosomal large subunit assembly; nuclear-transcribed mRNA catabolic process. The record is from RefSeq and is a predicted model, not a curated record. Gene Ontology annotation, molecular function: RNA binding. NCBI's taxonomy places the organism in Eukaryota, Viridiplantae, Streptophyta, Magnoliopsida, Malpighiales, Euphorbiaceae. Gene Ontology annotation, cellular component: preribosome, large subunit precursor; nucleolus.